AUGCAUCCCUCCGCCCCUUGUUGUCUCCCCUUCCUUUCUGCGACCAUGGACACGACCGACUUCAAGACGCCACUCGUCGCUGCGCUCAUCCUCGGUGUCGCUGUCUCGCUGUUCAGGGCACAGCAGCGUGAAUGGGCCCGCGACAAGGCUGUUCCCGCUGUGGGCAAUGCCGCACACAACCCGCUCGCGUACUACCUCGACCUCGUGCGCUUCCUCGGGGACGCACGGGGCAUGCUCGCCGCGGCGUACGCGAAGAAUCCCACGGGCGUGGUCCGCUUCCCGACGAUGUUCCGCUGGGAGUACGUGGCGAAUGGCGCAAAGCAUGCGGCAGAGAUCGCGGCGGUAAGCGACGACGUGUUGAGCUUCCACGAUGCCGUGUCUGAUCAACUGCAAAUUAUGUGGACCAUGGGCCCGAUCCUCGUUCACCCGUGGCACAUCAAUGCCGUCAGGACAAGCAUGACACGCAACCUGGGCCGGUGCUUCCCUGCAGUGCGCGACGAGAUUGUGCAUUCCUUCGACGACGUCCUGGGUCUCCGAGGCACAGAAUGGACGACGCUCCCGUUCCUGCCUGCCGCGAUGCAGAUCGUCUCGCGCGUGAGCAACCGAAUGUUCGUCGGGCUUCCCUUAUGUCUGCCGGAACCCCGAUUUUGUGCAGCUGAACAUCGAUUACACCAUUUCCGUCUUCGCGCGCGGCCAGAUCCUCAGGAUGUUCCCCGAGUUCAUGAAGCCGCACGUCUCUCUCCAUCGCCAUGUCAUUCCACCCCUGACGAACUCUCCAGGAUCGUCGCGCCGCUGCUGUCCUCGCGGAAGCGCUCCCUCCGCUACGCUUUGAAGUUCCUCGGGCCGAUAUUGCAGGAACGCAUCGACGCGGAGAAUGCAUGUGUGCAAGACAGGAAGGAUCGCCCAAACGAUCUGAUCUCGUGGCUGCUCGAGCACUGUCCGGCGGACCAGCGUAACCCGGCCAACCUCGCGAUGCGCAUCCUCGCGAUCAACAUGGCUGCGAUCCACACCUCUUCGACGACGCUCACCUCGGCGCUGUUCGACCUGACGGUCCACCCGGAGUACAUUGCGCCGCUGCGCGAGGAGGCGGAGCGCGUCGUCAACAAGGAGGGGUGGACCAAGGCCGCGCUCGGGAGUAUGCACAAGAUCGACAGCUUCCUGCGGGAGAGCCAGCGGCUGAGCGGGACCGGCCCCGUCAGCAUGGGCCGCAAGGUCGUCGCGCGGGAGGGGUUCUCCUUCGCGGACGGGACGCAUAUUCCGUGCGGCGCGGUGGUUAACAUGGCGGGGUGGAGCUCACAUACGGACCCAGCGCACUACGAAAACCCGCUUGAGUUCGACGCCUUCCGGUUCUCCGGCAUGCGCGAGGCGGACGCCGACAGGAAGAGCCCCACGAAGCUCUUUGCGCGGCAGAUGGUGUCCACGAACCCGGAGCACAUCGUGUUCGGGCACGGCCGGCACGCGUGUCCGGGGCGCUUCUUUGCCGCGACGGAGCUCAAGGCGAUGCUCGCGCACAUGCUCAUCGAGUACGACGUUGAGGCGGUCGUCCCGGGCGAGGCGGGCCGGCCGCGCGACGUCGAGUUUGCGCUGCUGAGGAUGCCGAGCAUGAGCGGCGAGGUGCGCAUUCGUCGGCGGGAGAAGGUGUAG
Molecule: messenger RNA, 1644 nt
Organism: Mycena indigotica
Lineage: Eukaryota; Fungi; Basidiomycota; Agaricomycetes; Agaricales; Mycenaceae
Product: Cytochrome P450
Exons: 9
Coding region: 1-1644 (547 amino acids)
Molecular function (GO): iron ion binding; monooxygenase activity; heme binding
Source: RefSeq, a predicted model, not a curated record